Closterium sp. Naga37s-1 is the source of this 717-nucleotide messenger RNA. The record is from the annotation of a GenBank genome assembly. NCBI's taxonomy places the organism in Eukaryota, Viridiplantae, Streptophyta, Zygnematophyceae, Desmidiales, Closteriaceae.
AUGGGGGGAGCGGGAGAUCUGGCGGCAUUGACUGGGGAUGCCCCUAAUGCUCCAGAAAUUGCAGAUGGAGAGCCGUUGCUGCAUGGGAAUUCUCUGAAAGAGACACGGGUCGUGGGUGGAUCAAGCAAUCUGGCAGUGCUGAUUGGGAAUACCUCUGAUGGUUCGGUGAUGGCAGAUGGAGAGCGUUUGCUGCUCGAGGAUGCUCUGGAAGAGGGACCGGUAGCAGGAGGAGCAGGCAAUAUGGCAGUGGUGAUUGGGGAUGCUCUGGAAAUCACAGAGGCGGAGCGUUUGGUGCUCGGGAAUGCCCUGGAAGAGACACGGGCCGUGGGAGGAGCAAGAAAUCUGGCAGCGCUGAUUGGAGGAGAAGAAGCACUGGUCGCAGGAGGAGAAGAUGAUCGGGCAGAGCUGAUCGGAAGCGAGCAUGAGCUACGAUCAGAUGGCUUUGGUUGUGCUGGGGACAGGAAGCCGGCAGGGCAGUCUGGAAAGAAAGGGGAGGAAGUGGAGCGUGGGGAGAAGUCGAGGAAGGAAGGAGAGGAAGGGAUGCAAGGGGAUGCAGAGGAGUGGGAUGUGGGUGUGACUGUGGAGGGUGUGACUGUGGAGGGUGUGACUGUGGAGGGUGUGGCUCCAGACGGUGUGAGUGUGGAGGAUGUAGCUUCAAAGGGGGUCACUGUAGAAGGUGUGCCAGCAGCAGGUGCUGCAGUGGAUGAUGCAGCUUAG